UAGAGGACUGAGCUUGGGAGAACAAGCUUCCAUUGGUAAAAGAGACAAUACUCAUGCAGCUAAACUUAUUUUAUCAGUAUGUUGCAUCCCUGUAAGUGAAUGGUAGCAAGAAAACGAGUCAGCUUCGAUAAGACCACCACCACCACUCCCAGCCUGUACAGGCCAUCAUCCUUCCAGACUGGGCCAUGAGCAAGCAGGUCGGUAAAGAAACGUUAAAGGAUAAGGUGAAGGGGAUUUUUGGUCUAGGACCACCGCGACCUCUCAGCAAACAGAAUGAAAACAAGCCCUCCGAGUUCAUCAUCACAAUUGACAUCCUUAAGGAGCUCCAUCCUGAUUGUGGGCUCAGUAAUCGUAUUCGGGUAAUAAAUCAUGUUUGCGAUUUGGCCAGUACAAAGAAAUUUGAAGAGCACGCUGUGGAGGCUGUAUGGAAGGCUGUGGAGGACAUGUUGACUCCAGAGCAGCCACCUGAGGCCAGACAUGCUGUUCUGUUGCUGCUUAGAGCAAUUAUACAGGGACAGGGUGAGAGGCUGGGCCCUCUUCGAGCCUAUUUUUUCAAGGUGGUAAGAGACUACCAUCCACCCAACGAGGACCUCUCUGAUAGACUGGAAGUGUUCAAGGCCUUGACAGAAAACGGAAAAGACAUUACAUACCUGGAGGAGGACAUUGCACGCUUUGUACUCCUGUGGAUGGAUACUGGUCUAACGUCAGACUUCCUCCAUGUUUUGGUCAACCUGGUCAAGUUCAACAGCUGCUAUCUUGACCAGAAUGUGUCCAUCAUGGUCCAGAAGAUCUGUCUCUUGUGCAAUAGAACCACAUCUUCAACAGAUAUUGAGGUGGCGCUGCAAGUUCUUGAUGCCGUGGUGUGUUACAAUUGCCUUCCUUCAGACUCCCUCACUGUCUUCAUCAUCACACUCUGUCGUACCGUCAAUGUGAAGGAGUUUUGUGAAACAUGCUGGAAGUUGAUGAGGAAAGUCUUGGGAACUCACUUGGGACAUAGUGCUAUCUAUACCAUGUGUCGCAUCAUGGAGGAAAGGGUUUACAUGGAGGAUGCGCCUUUGCUACGAGGUGCUGUGUUUUUUGUUGGAAUGGCACUGUGGGGGGCACACAGACUCCCUGCUCUUAAAAACACACCCACACUGGUCCUACCUUCAUUCUACAAGGCCAUGUCAUGUGCCAAUGAGGUGGUUUCCUAUGAGAUCGUGCUGUCUAUUACCAGACUAAUCAAGAAGUAUGGAAAGGAGCUGCAGGUAGUUACCUGGGACAUUCUUCUGGGUAUCAUAGAGAGAUUGUUGCAGCAGAUCCAGACCAUCGGCAGUGCAGAGCUGAAGUCUAUUGUGUAUGAGCUGCUGACCACAGUGGAGGAGCUGUAUGAACAGAAUGGCUACCAUGGCUCCACAGACAAGUUCUUCAGUCUGGUGGAGAAAUGCACUGACAAGAGACCUGAUGCAUCAGUGUUGACCCUCAUCUCAUAUAGGGCCCAGUCCAUCCAGCCAGCCAAGGAUGGCUGGAUUCAGAGCCUCCAUCGCCUCAUGGAGAAAUUCUUUAGAAAUGAGAGUCGGACUGUGAUAAGGAUCAAAGUACUUCACAUCCUCUCCUUUGUUCUCAGUACCAACCGACAGCUGUAUGAGGAGGAAUUGAUUGAAGUGGUGGUAGUUCCCCAGUUGAGUGGGAUUGCUGAGGAUGGGGACCUGGCCGUAAGGAAACAGGCUACCCAACUAUUGGUGGACCUAGCAGAAGGCUGCAGCACACACCAUUUUACCAGCCUGUUGGACAUCAUAGAAAGAGUGGCUAGCCGUUCUCUGGUGUCCUUAGGGGCCCUGGAGGUCUCUGAGAGAGACCACACGGCAGAGUCUCCCAUGGAAGAUGUCAGAACUGCUAUACUAGGCUUGUUGGAGAUCCUACAGAGCAAACUGUACAGUCUGCCAGCCAGCCAUACUGGUCGUGUUUAUGAGUUGCUUAUCAGCCACAUGCAGCUUCAUUACAAGAACAAAUACUGGUCUGCUAUCGCCUCCAGCAUUCGCCUACAGGUGUUUGACUUCUUCCUGAUGAUGCGAGCAGAUUCCCUCCAUCGUCUUGGGGUCCCCAACAAAGAAGGGGCCAUAAGGUUCAGCCCCUAUUGCUACUGUGACCUAGGGGAGCCAGAAAAGCGCAUCAGUGAGAAGAAGCCAACAGGCUCAGCAUCUCCUCCUGCGGGCAGCCCUGCUCCACCCACCGCUCCUUCUUCCUCCACAUCCGCUGUUCGCACAGCCUACCUGCCCUACGCGCCAGCCUUCAGCGUCCUGCUGCAGUGCCUAAAGAUGGAGACAGACUGGAAGGUUUUGAAGCUAGUUCUGGACAAGCUGCCAUGGACCCUUCAGUAUAAAGUCUUGCUGCUCACCUCGCCCUGCAGCCUGGACCAGCUCUGCUCCGUUCUCUGCUCCAUGGUGACAGAUCGUCUGAUCACAGAUCGUUUGAGGAAGACUCCAGAUGGGUUUUCUCGCACAGAUGUCCAGCUGGCAGUGGUCCCUGUGCUCACUACUAUCACGUCUUACCACAACUACCUUGAGCAGUCCAGACAGAGAGAACUGGUCCAGUGCCUGGAAACUGGCCUCAUCUAUCGCUGUGCCAAGCAGUGUGUUGUUGCCUUGACAAUGUGCACUGUGGAGAUGCCGGACAUCAUGAUCAAGCUGCUCCCAGCUCUCAUAGUCAAACUCACACACAUCUCAGCAACUGUUGCAAUGGCAUCUCCUAUGCUGGAGUUCCUCUCCACUUUGGUUCGUCUGCCCCAUCUUUACGCCAACUUUGUUGCCGAGCAGUAUGUUAGUGUUUUCGCCAUCUCCCUUCCCUACACCAACCCCUCCAAGUUCAACCAAUACAUUGUGUCGCUUGCCCACCAUGUGAUCGCCAUGUGGUUCAUCCGCUGUAGACUUACUUUCCGCAAGGACUUUGUUCAGUACAUCACUAAGGGUUUGCGUUCCAAUGCCCUGCUUCCAUUUGAUGACAGUCAUGAGCAAAGUUCAUUCAGAGCCCGAAGCACCAGCCUUAAUGAGAGACCCAAGAGUCUGCGGGCAGCGAAAAUGGCGAAGGCAGCAGCAGCGGUAGCCAAUAGCAGCAGCUCUCCGGUUAAAGAGCUGAGGGACCUGUCAGCCAUGGAUGCUUUCCGCUCCCGCAGCAUCAGUGUCUCCGAGCAUGCGGUCCGCAGGAUGCAAACCUCUACUACCACUUGUAGUUUGGGAUCUGCAGAUGAAAAUGCUGUAACUCAGGCAGAUGAGGGGUUGAAGACUGUCCACCUGGAGCUGACGGAGACCUGUCUGGACAUGAUGGCGCGAUAUGUCUUCUCCAACUUUUCGGCCUUGCCAAAGAGGUCUCCCAUUGCAGAAUUCCUGCUUGCAGGGGGCCGUAGUAUGACCUGGUUGGUGGGCAACAAGUUGGUAACCAUCACCACCAGUGGAGGGAUCAGAACCCAAGCCCUUUUGGGUCUAGACGUGGCCCAACGACUAGGAGGAGGGGGAGAAAUGACUAGGUCAGAUCCAUCUCUACAUACUCGUCACACCAAAGAGGCCCCGGCCAAACUGGAGUCUCAGUCUAGCCAGCAGCUCAACAGAGCCACACGCAUACGAGUCCGCUCCAUGUCAGGUGGUCAUGCGCUGCGUGCCGGUCCUGCCCAGAGUCUCAGCCCAUUGGUGUCUCCUUCAGAGGGAGAGUUAGGCGCCCCUCUCUCUCCAUCCUCUGCUCCCAUUCUGGAUAACCUGGGUCCUCCCUCCUCCCCUUCUCCUACCCCCCCUGCUCCUCCACCACUCAAAGACAAUCCCAGCCUGGCUGAGUUUGUCCCCAUGCUGACACAGGGCUGGGCUGAGAUCUUCAUACGAAGGCCGUCUGGUAACACAAGCUGGCUAAUGUGUCUAGAGAACCCACCCAGUCCGUUCUCCUCAGAGCUGGGCAACAUGCCCCUUCAGGAGCUCUCCAGUGUUCUCAUGGCUAUGGAGGGGGUGAAGGAGCCACCUGGCCAGACAGCCAGUGCUCCUGCCAGCACUGCUGCUCCUGCUCCAGCUGUAGCCCCAGCUUCGAUCCCCGUCUCUGAAACUCUAGGCACCGUAGGAGGGAGAGCAAACCCAAUCCAGCGCUCUAACACUGAUUCUGUGGUGGUGCCUGAGGAGGGCUCAGGGGUCACCACAGCACACACCCCUUCUGAUUGGCCAGAGAGUGAGGAGUUUGAAGCGAUGGCCUCAGAACCCAUCUUCAUGUCAGCUGAAAAGUUCACCAAGACACCACCACCUGGAACUCUCAGCAGGUCCUCUUCCACAUCCAGUCAGGAUGAUGAAAAGUCUACUCUGGAGGAGGUGAGUGAAGGAGCUAUUCCAAUCGAUCAGCCCACUCUGGGACCCUCCACCCCAGGGAGCCAGGGGCCUGAGCUCCCCUUUCAGAACCACACUCAGUCCCAGAGCCAGGGACUGAACAAGUCCAGCUCUUCCCCUGAGCUGCAGACAUUACCAGAGGCCUUCUCCAAGGCUGUCAUAGAGGCAGGAACUGGAGUAGGAGACAUGCCUCAACAGCGAGCACCUUCAGAGGGCAAGCCCCAACCCCAGCCACCUCAACAAGAAAAAGAUAAGGUGGAGGAAGGAGGUGGAGGAGAGGUGAAUGGACUAGGUGGUCACAACCAGGCAGGUGAAGCCCCAGGGGUGGCAUUGUCACAGAGUGGGGGAGCAAGGAUGAGGUUGGAGUUUCCAGCAGCCCCCACCCACCCUGGACCCAUCUCCCCCAGCGGAGGCCACCGUCCGCGGGGUCACACCAUCUCUGUGUCGGCCCCGUCUUCCAGGAGAGAGAGGAGGACAGAGAGGGACUCCUACCACAGCAGACCUGGGCCAGGCAAUGCGGAGAAGAUCUCUGGACUUAGCCCAGGUUUUGUGUUUCUUCAGCUUUAUCACUCUCCGUUCUUUGGGAAUGAGGCCAACAAACCCCUGCUGCUGCCCAAAACCCAGGUGAUUGAGCGUGCUGUGAAGGUACUCGACCAGAUGCCACCUUAUGAUACCCAUAAGAUUGGAGUGGUGUUCGUCGGAGCUGGACAGGUGAACAAUGAGGUGGCCAUACUUUCCAAUGAAUAUGGCUCCAACAGAUACGCUGCCUUCUUGACAGGCCUCGGAAAAUUAAUCCACUUAAAAGAUUGUGACCCUGACCAGAUCUUUCUUGGCGGACUAGACCAGUACGGGGAUGAUGGAGAAUUCACCUACUGCUGGCACGAUGACAUCAUGCAGGCUAUUUUCCACAUAGCUACAUUGAUGCCGAACAGGGAGAGCGACAGGGGCUGCUGUAACAAAAAACGCCACAUCGGCAAUGAUUUUGUUAUGGUUGUAUACAACGACUCUGGAGAAGAGUACAAGUUGGGCACCAUAAAGGGUCAGUUUAACUUUGUUGAAGUUGUAAUUAAACCCCUGGACUAUGAAUGUAACCUUGUCACCCUCCAGUGCCGCAGAGACCUUGAGGGAUUGGUGGACACAACGGUGGCAAAAAUUGUCUCUGACCGUAACCUGCCAUUACUGGUGAGACAGAUGGCCCUGCACGCAAAUAUGGCAUCUUUGGUGCAUCAGUACAGGGCCAACCCCUCUGAUGCUUAUGCUUCCAAGUGGCUGGCAAGGUUACGACACAUCAAAAGGAUCAGGACCCGGGCCCAGGAAGACAUUCAGUCCCGGCCGACCCCUGGCAUCUCACUAACCCAAGGGCACUCCCAGCCAAACAAGACGUCGUACCAGCAGAGCAGCUCCUCAGGAGGCGUAGAGGUCUCGGGCCAACGGAAAAGGCUGGUCUCCACUGUGGAUGACUUCACUGACUUUGUCUAAAACUCGAGGCAUCCCUCCACAUUUUGGAUUACUUUUCUCCUUCUCUCUUUCUCACCGUCUCUCUCUCUCACACACACACACACACACACAAAAGGACGCAAAUCUGCCUUACUGAUGAGAAAAUUUAGUUUCUCCUCAAUAUAUUGAAUAAUUGAACACUGAUUAACAAAUGUAUGGAUUCAUUGUAUUUGUAAUUGAGAAUCUCUGAACUUCAUAAACUCAUAAAGGCUCAUUAUUUUCUGCAGAAGUAUUGAUAUAUGAAGAAACAGCAUUUUCUGCAUAUUUUUCAAAAUUUUGAAACGCUAACGCUUUGCACUUUUUAAGCCGACUUACGGUAUUUCUGAUGUGCAACAUGGGAUGGGUAAAGUUGUAAGGAAGACUACACUUGGAAGCAUUGUGUGUUUGUGUGUAAAUAUGUGUGUAAAAAUAAAAACAGAUAAUGAAUAUA
This is a messenger RNA of Lampris incognitus (smalleye Pacific opah), 6261 nucleotides long. It is a transcript of the gene tsc2, whose product is annotated as TSC complex subunit 2. The transcript has 41 exons. The record is from RefSeq and is a predicted model, not a curated record. Gene Ontology annotation, molecular function: GTPase activator activity. Bases 186 to 5813 code for a protein of 1875 amino acids. NCBI's taxonomy places the organism in Eukaryota, Metazoa, Chordata, Actinopteri, Lampriformes, Lampridae. Gene Ontology annotation, biological process: regulation of cell cycle; positive regulation of GTPase activity; negative regulation of insulin receptor signaling pathway. Gene Ontology annotation, cellular component: nucleus; cytoplasm; TSC1-TSC2 complex.